GUUACAUCAAUCAAAACAAAAGCAGUACAAAAUAGUUAAACAGCAUGAACAAAAGAUAGGUGUGGAGUGAAAUCCCUUGGAUUUAUGCCUUCUCAAGAAUCGACGCGGGGCUAGUUUUAGGGAUGUCCAAACGGAUAUUAAGCAUAAGCCUAAUAUCGUUUCCGUUGUUGCAAAAAGCCCCGAUCACUCCAUUUCUACAGGCACAUUUAGGUCAGAGAUUUCGGACUUCUUUAAGGAGUUUAUGCGAUUGCAAAAAACCGGCGAAAAUGGAACUGCCGGAGGGAGUUCUAAUGGGCUUUGGCAAUCCCCUGCUGGACAUCACCUGCACCGUCGAGGAUAACGUGAUCCUGGAGAGGUACGGCCUGGAAGCCAAUGCAGCGAUCAUAGCCGAGGAGAAGCACGACGCCCUGUUCGACGAACUGAUGAACAUGGAGAACGUCAUCUACUCGGCGGGCGGAGCCUGUCAGAACUCGAUGCGGAUCUUCCAGUGGAUCGUGCAGACUCCAUUCCGAGCCGUCUUCAGCGGCUGCGUGGGCAAGGAUAAACUGGGCGACCGCAUCGAAAAGAGAGCCAGAGCCGAUGGCCUGCUAGCACUUUACCAGGUGAAGGAGGAACUGCCAACGGGCUCUUGUGCGGUAAUCAUUAACGGCCAGAACCGCUCCUUGGUGGCCAACUUGGGUGCGGCCUCCCUCUUCACAGAGGAUUGGAUAGAUGACGAGGAGAACACCUGCGCCCUGGAACGCGCCAAGUACUUCUACUUCACGGGCUUUUUCCUGGCCGUCUGCGGUCCUGUUGUGGAACGAGUGGCGAUAAUGUGCUGCGAGUCCAAACGAAUUGCGAUCCUCAACUUCAGCGCUGUGUUCGUGCUCCAGAUGCACCGCGACGCAGUGGCCAAUCUUAUCCAGUAUGUGGACAUCAUAAUCUGCAACAAGGAAGAGGCCAUCGCAUUUGCGGACUCCAACGAUUGGAAGACGAAGAACAUCUUCGAAAUUGGCUCUCGGCUGCAGAAAAUGCCCAAAGGGAACGUCCGCCCGCGCCUCGUAAUGAUCACGGAUGCCGUAUGUCCGGUGCUCGUCUUUCAGGACAACGACCGCGUUCUGGAGUACCCCGUUCCCAAGGUGACCAGGGGCCCGGUUUUCGACACCAACGGUUGCGGCGACGCCUUCGUCGGUGGAUUCCUGGCCAUGUUCGUCCAGAGGAUGCCCUUAGACUAUUGCAUCCGUACCGGGAUAUUCGCCUCGCAGCAGAUUCUAAAUGUGGUUGGGGUCCAGAUCGGACAACUGCCGAAGUUUAGCGAAAAGUGCAUAUAAAUCGGGAUUCUUUGUAGCCUUACUAUCUAAUCAUGCAAGAAAUUCCAUCAAGACCCCAAAUAAAUUUUAAAGUCUA
Molecule: messenger RNA, 1386 nt
Organism: Drosophila rhopaloa
Lineage: Eukaryota; Metazoa; Arthropoda; Insecta; Diptera; Drosophilidae
Gene: Adk1
Product: adenosine kinase
Exons: 2
Coding region: 123-1310 (395 amino acids)
Biological process (GO): purine ribonucleoside salvage
Cellular component (GO): cytosol; nucleus
Molecular function (GO): adenosine kinase activity
Source: RefSeq, a predicted model, not a curated record